GAAUCGUCAAGUUGCGGUCGCAUGAGCACAAUCGCGCCUUCCAGCCAUCCAAGAGCUCUUCUAGAUAAAUCAGGGCAUACAGCCAUUGACUCCGUGCUCAAGGGGCUAAAGAAGUCCUCUCGUAGCCUUCAGGUCGCUCUUGCGGCUUGGUCAACCGAUUCCCAAAUCUUGGAUCGAGUUUACUACAAAGGAAAGAACCAACACCGUGGGGCCCUCUUUUGGAGGCGGGUCGUGGAACUUAGGAGAAUAUGUGGUCGAUUGAGGCGUAUCAAUCCUGAACAAAAACUCAAUAUAUUUCGAGCCUCAUUUUUUGGUAGCGAUGUGCCGCGGAAUGGCCCCUGGUCUUGCUUUCCUGAUGUCAAGGUCACGCAGAUUUUCAUGAGUGAUAUUGUUACCUGCUCCAAGUUGGUUGAAAAGAUGCAUGAACAGUGUAUAAAAGCCUACGAAUCUUUCACAAUUUCAUUGCGAGGUGGAGCUUUUCUUCAACUUCUCCUGGUUCUUUCAGCUCUCGCCGCUAGGUUCAGCAAUCUGGCUUUAGAGCUGGUCAAUGCCCUCACAAAAAUGCUGGAAUUGUCACAACAGGUUCUUGGUACGAUUACGACACGACAUAGUGAAAAUUUGCUGGAAAUGCACGUUAACGAUAACGUGGAUAUUGUCGAUCCAAAGACGCUCGAAGAUCCAGUGGAAUCCGGAUUGCUUCAGUCUCACUCAGGCAUCGGUCCUAACGUCGCGACCACGUCAGAUGAUAUACCUUUUUGUGCACCACAGUUACCCUCCACAACUCCAAGUAAGCCCUCGCGUAGCUCAGAGUCGAUGAUUCGAAAGAAAAAGAAAGGAAGGAAGCGUGAUGAGAUUGAUGACAUUUUUCGUCUGUAAGAUGUAAGAUGUCAUUCCUGAAUACAGGCAUCAAUAAU
This is a messenger RNA of Laccaria bicolor S238N-H82, 914 nucleotides long. RefSeq lists its product as uncharacterized. The record is from RefSeq and is a predicted model, not a curated record. The transcript is spliced from 6 exons. NCBI's taxonomy places the organism in Eukaryota, Fungi, Basidiomycota, Agaricomycetes, Agaricales, Hydnangiaceae. Bases 22 to 876 code for a protein of 284 amino acids.